Messenger RNA from Aspergillus pseudonomiae, 1572 nucleotides. RefSeq names its product amino acid/polyamine transporter I. Gene Ontology annotation, biological process: amino acid transmembrane transport. Bases 1 to 1572 code for a protein of 523 amino acids. Gene Ontology annotation, cellular component: membrane. Gene Ontology annotation, molecular function: L-amino acid transmembrane transporter activity. The transcript has 4 exons. The record is from RefSeq and is a predicted model, not a curated record. Lineage: Eukaryota; Fungi; Ascomycota; Eurotiomycetes; Eurotiales; Aspergillaceae.
AUGGUCACCAAUGUUGAGCCUCAAGAAGAUGCUGAAAGGCCGUUGCUCGCCGAUUCUCCAGAACCAAGCUAUGAAGCCGUAGCAGCGCCCACGAGCGCGUCGGUUGUAGCCCCUCGCGCCACGUUCAGGCGGAAUCUGGGGGCCAUGGAAGCAUUUUGCAUCGUCAUUAGUAUUGUCAUCGGAAGUGGAGUCUUCACAUCUCCUGGCGCUAUUGAUACGAACGUUCCAUCACCCGGCGCUGCUCUCAUUGUGUGGCUUGUGGGAGGGCUGCUGGCUUGGACGGGGGCGACAACGAUGGCCGAACUCGGCACAGCAAUUUCCGGUGAAGGGGGCGUCCAGCCGUAUCUGCAGUAUGCCUUUGGCGACAUCCUUGGCUUCCUCGCUGCAUGGACUUGGAUCAUCGCCGUGAUGCCGGCGACGCUCGCCAUCCUCAGCAUUGUUUUUAUUGAAAGCAUCUACUCUGCCGCGGGGAUAACUAACCAGGCCGCUUCGAUCCAACACAAGCUUCUCUCCAUUCUGGUGUUGAUCGCGAUUGGUGUAGCCAACUCGAUUAGCACAAAAGUUAGCACACGGUUGAGCAGUUUCUUUGUGACGACGAAAUUUGCUACAAUUACUGGCAUCGUGCUUGCAGGCCUUCUGGUAGUGCUUGUCCAUUUGUCAAGCACGCACUGGGACGGGCCAGCAACGGAUUGGUAUACCAAGUCGUGGUUUGGCUACCGGGACUCCUUGACUCCGGACGGAAAAGAGAUUCAUUGGAGCGACCUGGCUGGGUGGGAAAUGCUCGGUCACUAUUCAGCUGCCCUUUAUGGUGCCUUGUGGGCUUACUCGGGCUGGGACAAAGCAGAGUUGUCUGCGCCAGCUUCUCAGCUUCCCCUCGCCAUUAAUAUGGCGGUUCCCAUCGUCAUUCUUUGCUUCAUCGCGGCUAAUACCGCGUACUACAUUCUUCUUCCAUGGAGCGUGGUUUCAACAACGGAUAGCGUUGCCGUGACUGCUAUUACCCAUCUCUUAGGUCCGGUAGCGGGCGUUAUCGCAGCAGCCUUGAUCUGCCUUGUCGUAACCGGGUCCUUGCUGGGGAAUUCGUUUGUCGCUGGUCGCAUGAUCGUUGCAGCGUCGAAUUCCAACUGGCUGCCGAGAUUUCUAGGAAUUCUCGGACGAUUGGGCGCUACAUCUACUCAGAAUAGUGCCUUUGCACUUCCAUCCGAUUUAAGUGCUCCGAGCGGUAAAUCGGAUGCACCGAUCAAUGCGAUUGUCUUGUCUACCGCGCUUCCUAUCUUCUACAUUCUCUUUGGGGAUUUUCGCGCCCUCCUGACCUUUAAUGGAUUGGGGGAGUACACGUUCUUCCUAUUGACGGUCCUCGGAGCGAUCAUCUUGCGAUUUCGCGAACCAGAUUUGCACCGUCCGUACAAGCCCUCUAUUAUCAUUCCCAUUACCUUUGCCAUAGUUAGUGGGUUUGUGGUGAUCCGAGGGGCCAUUUUCGCCCCUGUACAAGCUUUAGUUCUGCUCUCACUGUGGAUUAUCGGAGUGGGAUAUUAUGAGGUCCGGAAAAGAUGGGCAGUGAGCCAAAAUGCAUGA